Trichechus manatus latirostris (Florida manatee) is the source of this 900-nucleotide messenger RNA. It is a transcript of the gene CD81, whose product is annotated as CD81 molecule. The coding region runs from base 283 to 780 and encodes 165 amino acids. The transcript is spliced from 8 exons. The record is from RefSeq and is a predicted model, not a curated record. Lineage: Eukaryota; Metazoa; Chordata; Mammalia; Sirenia; Trichechidae. Gene Ontology annotation, cellular component: plasma membrane.
AGCAAGAAGCAGGGGUUGUUUCCACGCCCCUAGGGACGCAGCCGGAAGAGCGAGGCUGGCACCCCAGGGAGGUACCUGCGCCACCCAGGACCGACGUGAACCCCGGGACACAGGUGGCUCGGGCCUCCCAGACACCUGGCUGGAGGUGUGAUCCUCGGCGUGGCCCUGUGGCUCCGCCAUGACCCGCAGACCACCAACCUCCUCUACCUGGAGCUCGGAGACCGGCCUGCACCCAACACCUUCUACGUGGGAAUCUACAUCCUCAUCGCUGUGGGCGCCGUGAUGAUGUUUGUGGGGUUCCUGGGCUGCUAUGGGGCCAUCCAGGAGUCGCAGUGCCUGCUAGGAACGUUCUUCACCUGCCUGGUGAUCCUGUUUGCCUGUGAAGUGGCUGCCGGCAUCUGGGGCUUUGUCAACAAGGACCAGAUCGCCAAGGACGUGAAACAGUUUUACGACCAGGCCCUGCAGCAAGCCGUGCUGGACGAUGAUGCCAGCAACGCCAAGGCCGUGGUGAAGACCUUCCAUGAGACGUUGAACUGCUGUGGUUCCAGUGCAUUGUCCACGCUGGCCACCUCGCUGGCCAAGAAUAGCCUGUGUCCCUCAGGCAGCACCGUCCUCAGCAACCUCUUCAAGGAAGACUGCCACCAGAAGAUCGAUGAGCUCUUUUCUGGGAAGCUGUACCUGAUCGGUAUUGCGGCCAUUGUGGUUGCUGUCAUCAUGAUCUUCGAGAUGAUCCUGAGCAUGGUCCUGUGCUGCGGCAUCCGCAACAGCUCCGUGUACUGAGGCCGGAGGCGGGCCCGCCCCCGUGUACAUAGCGCCCCUGUAUUACUCUGUGCACUUCGCCCCUUUGUUUCCCAGGUGUCCUUGUUCCUUUCCGGGGCUGGCGGCCCUUGGCGGAUGACG